Messenger RNA from Anopheles marshallii, 702 nucleotides. Its product is annotated as putative eggshell protein. Lineage: Eukaryota; Metazoa; Arthropoda; Insecta; Diptera; Culicidae. The record is from RefSeq and is a predicted model, not a curated record. The transcript has a single exon. The coding region runs from base 1 to 702 and encodes 233 amino acids.
AUGGUGCGCAAAGCGACAUUGUGCCUACUGUUGGUGAUAGGCUGUGUGGUGCUGGUGGCACAGGCCAGACCGCACGGCAAGGAGUGGAAGCACGGUGGUGGCAAGGAUCAUCACUCGGAGGAGCAUUCGUCGCACGGUGAAAAGGGCGAAAAGGGGUACAAGAAGAAGGAGGAACACGACGAGGGCAAGAAGGGCCACCAUGAUAAGGAGGGCCACAAGAAGGAGUACCACGACGAGGGAGGACACAAGAAGAAGCACCACGACGAAGGUGGUUAUCACCACGAAAGCAAGAAGGGCGAGAAGGGCGAAAAGGGGCACAAGUUCGAGGAGAGCGGUCACUUCAAGAAGGGACACUCGACCAAGGGUCAUCACGAGAUCCACAAGAAGGAUGAGUUUAAGAAGGAGAAAAAGUUCUUCGACGAGGAUCACGACGAAGGGUUCGAUGAGAAGCAUGGCGAUUUCCACGAGGAGCAUGGAUACAAGAAGGGCGGCUCGGAGAAGGGCGGCCACAAGAAGGCCGGCAAGCACCAUGACCAUUACGGCAAGAAGGGCCACAAGAAGAAGGGUUCGCACCAUCACGACCACAAGGGCCACAAGGAGGAGCAUGGCCACGAUAAGCACUGGAGCCACAAGGAAGACUUUGGCAAGAAGGGCGGCAAGGAUCAUCACAAGAAGUGGGGCCACAAGAAGGGGGGCCACUGA